GGGGAGGCACCAGUGCCCAGGGCAGGAGGACAGACCGGACUCCUCUACUCGAGGAGAUGGGGGGAAGUGGCUCAGGUUGCGGCUGCCCCAGCAGAAGAACCCUCCCCUUCUCGUGUCUCUGGGUCCUCCUACCGAGACGGAGCGUCCCUGGGAGGCCAGCUCCGGCCUGGAGGGGGGAGUCCAGGGCUCGCCGGUGCCAGUCGCCGCCGGGGCGCGCUCCGGUGCCGCUGUGGGUGGCACAGGCUGGCAGACACGGGCUGGGUGCCCAGGCCCUAAGGGGAGGGGGGCAACUGCUUGCGACCGCCAGGGCCGGCGUUGCGGGUCCGCACCCUAGCCUGUUAGCUCCAGCCCCGCCCCCCGAACAGCAGCCGAUCACUCCGUUCCGGGCGGCGCGACUGCUGAGGGCGCACCACCUGGGCGCAGAGCUUUGGGGCUGGCGGCCCAUGGAGCCGGGGUUGCUGCGGCCAGCACCGGUGAGCGAGGUCAUCGUCUUGCAUUACAACUAUACUGGCAAGCUCCGCGGUGCGCGCUACCAGCCUGGCGCUGGGCUGCGCGCCGACGCCGUCGUGUGCCUGGCCGUGUGCGCGUUCAUCGUGGUCGAGAACUUGGCCGUGCUGGUUGUGCUCGGACGCCACCCGCGAUUCCAUGCGCCUAUGUUCCUGCUCCUGGGCAGCCUCACGCUGUCUGACCUGCUGGCGGGAGCCGCCUAUGCGGCCAACAUCCUGCUAUCGGGACCGCUCACGCUGCGCCUGUCGCCCGCGCUUUGGUUCGCGCGAGAGGGCGGCGUCUUCGUGGCGCUGGCCGCAUCCGUGCUGAGUCUCCUGGCCAUCGCGCUCGAGCGCCUCCUCACCAUGGAGCGCCGGGGACCCGCGCCCGCCGCGCGUCGAGGGCGCACGCUGGCGCUGGCGGCCGCCGCCUGGGGCGUGUCGCUGCUCCUCGGGCUACUGCCUGCUCUUGGCUGGAAUUGUCUGGGCCGUCUGGACGCCUGCUCCACUGUCCUGCCGCUCUACGCCAAGGCCUACGUCCUCUUCUGCGUACUCGCCUUCGUUGGCAUCCUGGCUGCCAUCUGUGCACUCUACGGACGCAUCUACUGCCUAGUCCGCUCUAAAGCGCAGCGCCUACGCGCGCGCCCCGGGGCUGGCGAGGGCGCCUCGACCCCCGCACGCCGCACACCGCGCUCCUUAGCGCUGUUGCGCACGCUCAGCGUGGUGCUCCUGGCCUUCGUGGCGUGUUGGGGCCCCCUCUUCCUGCUACUCUUGCUGGAUGUGGCGUGCCCGGCGCGGGCCUGCCCCGUGCUCCUGCAGGCGGACCCCUUCCUGGGCCUGGCCAUGGCGAACUCGCUUCUGAACCCCAUCAUCUACACGUUCACCAACCGCGACCUGCGUCAGGCGCUCCUCAACCUCAUCUGUUGCAGCUGUCUCCCCUGCGGCCGAGGCUCAGGCUCGGGUGCCUCCCAGCGGUCGGGUAGCGGCCCUGAGGCUUCGGGCGGCCUGCACCGCUGGCUGCCUCCUGGCCUGGGCGGCAGCUCCAGCCGCUCCGAACGCUCGUCGCCCCAGCAGGAUGGGCUGGACACGAGCGGCUCUACUGGCAGCCCUGGAGCUCCCACAGCAGCCCAGACUCUGGUACCCCUGCCCGCCGCAGACUGAUGCCUUUUGGCCUGCCAUUGCCUUCCCUAAGAGCUCUUUUGCAGACUUUCUUUUUAAAUAAAUGAAUUUGUAGGAAAAGCAGCCGAAGGUGGUGAAGGUAGAAAAGACGCAGGAAAACGUAUUUUCUUGACGCUAAACCCCGCAGGAAUGGACAAAAUAGACAAAAAUCCCUGCCCUUGUGGAACUGAUGUUCUGGUGGCAGACAUGGACAAUAACGGAGUAAAGAGGUAUGGAGGUAAUUCCAAUGACAAUACAGUGAUGUGAUGGUGGUCAGGUGAUGCCUCUCUGCCGAGGUGGUGACCUGUGAUGUGAGCUGAGACGGUCACUGUCCUGGGAAAUUCUGAAAGAAGAGCAUUUCAGGUGGAGGGAACAGCAGGUGCAAAGGCCCUGAGGCUAGAAUAUGCCUGUGUGUUCUCUGAAAAGCAAGGAUUUCAAUGUGGCUGGAGCAGCGAUGGAGAGGGAGAGUGGAAGGAAACAAAGGCAGGGAAAUAAUGGGGCAGGUGGUGCAGGGCCCUGUGGGCCCAGGAGAGGACUUUGCUUUUGCUCUGAGUAAGGCGGGAUUCAUGGAGGGUUUUAGGCAGAGGAGGGACUUAAUCUGGUUUAGAUGUUUCCAGGUGCCUCUGGUUUUGUCGGGGGCAAAGCUAGGAGAAUAAGAUGAUGGUGACUGCACUGGCCUAAGGAAGCGAUGAUAAGGACUCAGACCAUAUGGACUUAUUGUGCCUGGAUAGUUACCCCCACAGUGCUAGGCCCAGGACACACCUUUUUCUCACCCGGACUGCAACCUUGCAAAAUAGGUUUCCUCACCUCCAUUUGACAGGUGAGGAAACUCCAAGAACUGAGUACCUUGUCCCAAUGUCCGCCGAGGCAGGAUACUAGCCUAGGCUGUCAGGCUGUGAGGCCCAAGGAGGCACACGCCUAAUGUCCUGCCCCUCCUGCGGGGCGGGGGGGUCUGUCAAGGCCAGGCUGACGCUCCCUCCUUCAGGGGUCUGCAUUCUUGGCCGGGGGCGGUACCAGGGCCCCGUUUGUGCCCAUAAAAUCCUCCAGGCGCGCUGGCCACAGCCCCAGCUGUCCUCUGGCGCAUUCCUAAUCCUUCCGGAGGGGCCGGCGGGAGAGGGGCGGGGCGAGAGUGGGGAAAGGACCGGGGGUCCCGGUCUCAUACUGCGGCGGGCCACCUGCCGGGAGAUAGCGGAACUGCAGGCAGUCGCGAGCCAGGCGGUGUUUUGGGGGAGGCUCUGACCCAGCCUAGGGGACUGAGUCUCCGUGGGCCGUCCCUGCAGACCUCAUGCACAGGAAACCAACGAAUUUCCUGGAACACAAACACACCCAAGCCUGGAGUUAUAUCCCAGGCCACUUCAGAACUGGACCCAAUUUCCCACCUGGCCUGACGCCCCUACCCCAGGCUCCGGUAAUCUUCCAGGGCAACCUGAGAUAUCCCACCCCAUUGUUCAGUUGUUUGAUGGUGUGAUGAUAGAUUUCACUUGUUCACAUUUUACAAAAUUCAAAAAGCACCGGUUUCCCUUCCUGGAUGCAUACACUGUUCAGAAACUUCCAGAGCUAUCCUGUGAAUAUAUGAGCUGAAAUGUAAAUACAUUUCCUCUCUUUUUACACAACUUGA
Messenger RNA from Camelus dromedarius (Arabian camel), 3261 nucleotides. It is a transcript of the gene S1PR5, whose product is annotated as sphingosine-1-phosphate receptor 5. Gene Ontology annotation, cellular component: cytoplasm; plasma membrane. Gene Ontology annotation, biological process: regulation of metabolic process; adenylate cyclase-activating G protein-coupled receptor signaling pathway. NCBI's taxonomy places the organism in Eukaryota, Metazoa, Chordata, Mammalia, Artiodactyla, Camelidae. The transcript has 2 exons. The coding region runs from base 57 to 1646 and encodes 529 amino acids. Gene Ontology annotation, molecular function: sphingosine-1-phosphate receptor activity. The record is from RefSeq and is a predicted model, not a curated record.